This is a messenger RNA of Sesamum indicum (sesame), 2399 nucleotides long. RefSeq lists its product as uncharacterized. The record is from RefSeq and is a predicted model, not a curated record. Lineage: Eukaryota; Viridiplantae; Streptophyta; Magnoliopsida; Lamiales; Pedaliaceae. Gene Ontology annotation, molecular function: protein binding.
UUGCUUUGACUCGCAUAAUGUUCAUUGGUCAAAGUUUAAAGUUUGGACCACACAAUGCUGUAAAACUGGAACUUCAUUUAUCCUUCAUCUCUGCCCAACAUGCCAACCUUCUCAUAAUUGUGAUGUUCAUUAGUCAAAGUUUGGACUUUGGAGUUUGGUGUACACAAUGCUAUAAAACUACUCAAACUUCAAGUGUCCUCCAUCCCUGCCCCAACAUGCCAACCUCAAACCUUUUCAUAAUUCUGCUCUCUGUUCUCUUCUUUCUCUCUCUACUGCUCCCUUCUUUUUCAGAGAAAUGCCAUCCAGAUGACAAGAAAGCCCUCCUUAAAAUCAAGAAAGCCCUCAACAACCCGUACGCGUUGGCCUCAUGGGAUCCCAAGACCGAUUGCUGCGAAUGGUACGUGGUAGAAUGCAACCGCAUAACACACCGCAUUGUUCAGCUCCAUCUCUUUGCCUCCAACGUAUCCGGCCAGAUUCCAGCUGCUGUCUCUGAGCUCCCAUAUCUUGAACUUCUAAGGUUUCAUAAACUGAAUCUUACAGGGUCAAUCCCACCAUCCAUUACCAAGCUCACUAACCUCAAAUUCCUUGACGUGAGCUGGAACCAUCUGUCAGGACAUGUCCCUCCAUUCCUUAGCCAACUCAAAAACCUGACUUUUCUCGACUUAUCAUUCAAUAACUUCACUGGUUCAAUCCCUUCUUCGCUUUCUGAGUUCCAAAACCUAGGAGCUCUCCAUUUAGACCGCAACAGUCUCACAGGGAACAUCCCUGAGUCGCUCGGGAGAUUCACUGGACAAGUCCCAGAUCUUUACCUCUCCCACAACCAGCUAACAGGCGAAGUUCCAAGAUCCCUAGGUGACUUAAACUUCACUGAACUUGACUUUUCGCAUAACAAGCUUCAAGGAGACGUCUCCUUGUUUGGCACCAACAAGACUAUACAGAUAGCAGAUUUUUCAAGGAACAUGCUUGAGUUUGAUCUUUCAAAGGUGGAGUUCCCCGACAGCUUGACAUCACUGGACUUAAACCACAACAGAAUAACUGGAAGUCUGCCAGAGGGGUUGGUGAAGUUGAAUCUCCAGUACUUGAAUGUGAGUUACAACAGGCUUUGUGGUGAAAUUCCAGCGGGUGGAGAGCUGCAGAGCUUUGAUUAUACUUCUUAUUUUCACAACAGGUGCCUAUGUGGUGCCCCGUUACCUGAUUGCACAAGACAAGCAAACCCAGGUCCUCACGGACUUGAGAUUUUCGUUUUAGUCGCCAUUUCUCUUUGCAUUUUGCCACUCUCUCUUUGUUCUGCUCCUAGUUUUAUCUGCCUAGAAUUGCUUGCACAUAUGAAAAAUACAUUUAACAAGCGGGGGACCCUUUCUACUUUUAGCUUGAUCACUUUUCCGAAUUCUUCAGACAAGAUAACCAGCAUGAAGACUGCACUUCUCUGCAUUCUCUCUCUGCUUACCUUUCUAUCUCAACCUUUCUACUCUCACUCAGUGAGGUGCAAUCCUGAUGACAAAAAGGUUCUUCUGAAGAUCAAAGAAGCCUUGAACAACCCCUACCACUUGGCCUCAUGGAAUCCGGACACAGACUGCUGCUACUGGUAUGUGGUGGAGUGCGACCGCAAGACCAACCGCAUCAACAACCUCCACCUUUUUGCUGCCAACGUUUCAGGCCAAAUCCCAGAAGCUGUGGCUGAGCUCCCAUACUUAGAGUCUCUAACCUUUCACAAAAUCACCAAUUUUACUGGCACAAUUCCACCUGCCCUCGCCAGGCUCACUCGUCUCAAGAUGCUCACAAUCAGCUGGACCAACAUAUCUGGUCCUAUCCCUUCAUUCCUUGGUGAGCUUAAAAACCUCACUUUUCUAGACUUGUCAUUCAACAACUUCAGUGGCUCAAUCCCACCCUCACUUGCCCAACUCAGAAAUCUCGGUGGGCUGAGGUUAGACAGGAACAAACUCACUGGGAGCAUUCCUGAAUCGUUCGGGGAUUUGACCCCAAGUCUUCAGUAUUUGUACCUCUCUCACAACCAGCUCUCGGGUACAGUCCCGAGAGCCUUGGGUGGCUUGAACUUCACUUGGAUCGAACUGCAACGCAAUCGACUUGAAGGUGACAUAUCAUUUUUGUUUGGAAAGAACAAGACUAUACAGAUAGCUGACUUCUCUAGGAAUAUGCUGCAGUUCGAUCUGUCAAAUGUGGAGUUUCCGGACAGCUUAAGUACACUGGACUUGAACCAUAACAGGAUCACCGGUAGCUUGCCGGAGGGGUUGGCUAAAUUGGAUUCUCUUUUUUUGAAUGUGAGUUAUAACAGGCUCUGCGGUCGGAUUCCGGUGGGUGGGAGGUUGCAGGCAUUGGACUACACUUCGUAUUUCCACAACAAGUGCCUGUGUGGUGCACCGUUGCCAGAUUGCAAAUGA